AUGGCAUCCCAACUUUGGCUAAUUACAGGAGCGUCCUCCGGAUUCGGGGCACUCAUGGCCGAAGUUGCUCUGAAAGCUGGCCAUCGAGUUCUGGCUACAGCCCGCAAUCCCACCAAGGCUGCACAGGAUUACCCUCAAGUUGCAGCACUGGGCGGGAAGUGGCUUCAGUUAGACGUGACAAGCCAACAGGCAAAGCACCGAGUCGAGGAAUCCAUCAAGGACAAUGGCGGGAAGGUCGAUGUUGUGAUCAAUAAUGCAGGAUACGGGCUACUCGGAAGUAUCGAGGAUAUAAGUGAAGACGAACUCGACACGCAGUUCCAAACCAACGUCUACGGAUUAGUCCGGGUCACCAAGGCCGUCCUCCCUUUCAUGAGAGCGCAGCGAAGCGGUAUCAUAGUCAACAUAGGUAGUGUCGCUGGCUUUGUUGGCGGGCCUGCUGGUGGCGCUUACUCCAUGUCCAAGUUUGCUGUUGAAGGCCUCUCGGAAAGUCUCUCUGCUGAGCUCAAACCAUUCAAUAUCCGUGUCCUACUGGUCGAGCCCGGUGCCUUCCGUACCAGUUUCAUCGGAUCCCACCGGACCCCUGCUGCAGGAAUGACCAAGGAUUACGAGGGGACGCCCUUGGCUGCCGCCCUGGGAUUUUUUAAUGGGUUUGCUGGCAAGCAGCCGGGCGAUCCUGCAAAGGCUGUGCAGCGGAUUCUGGAGGUGAUUCAGUCGCAGGGACUAGGGCAAGGCAAGGAGCAUCUCCUUCGCCUGCCCCUUGGAACGGAUUGCUUCCCACGUGUGGUGGCCAAGGUCGACUCUUUGAAGGCAGAGUUGGAGGAGAUGAGGGAGCUUGCUCUGAGCACGGCCGUUGACUCUUGA
This is a messenger RNA of Talaromyces atroroseus, 861 nucleotides long. RefSeq lists its product as hypothetical. The record is from RefSeq and is a predicted model, not a curated record. The transcript is spliced from 3 exons. The coding region runs from base 1 to 861 and encodes 286 amino acids. Lineage: Eukaryota; Fungi; Ascomycota; Eurotiomycetes; Eurotiales; Trichocomaceae. Gene Ontology annotation, molecular function: oxidoreductase activity.